GUCUCUUCUGCCAUGACUUGCUUGGAGACUUUAGGGUUUUAGAAAGAGAGUUUGAGAGAGAGAGAGAGAGAGAAUGUGGAGAUCAGGGCUGAGGUUGUCUCUCCGCCGGCUGCGGCGGAGCUCGCAUCCGCUCGGAAUGUCUCCGGCGGCUCCGCCCGAAGCAUCGACACCCGCUCGCCUGUGCCCCCCCGUCUUCCUCCCCGGAGCUCCCUUGAACUUGAACUGGAGUACCAGAUCCGUCUCCCACCAAUCCUUCGAUUCCGGCGAGGCGAGCGGGUUCGACGACGAGGCGCCGCGCUUCGACGCGAAUGCCGACGGCCAGGUGACGGGUGGCUUGGCAGCUGAAGGAGAAGAAGCCGCCGCCGCCGGCGACGGCGGCGACGGCGGCAAUGGAGGCGUGGAGGAGGAGGAGGAGGUUGACGAGAUCGUCCCUGAGCAGCUGGAGGGCGUGCUGUCUCUCUUGCAGAGCACCGCCGACGGUUCCUUGGAGUCGACCCUCGAUGGGAUGCGCAUGACUCUGCAUCCGCAGUUCGUCAUCAGAGUGCUGGAGACCCCGCUCCUCGUGGGCGACAAUGUCCUUCGCUUCUUCAGGUGGGCUUCUUCCAAGCAUUCCGAUUUCGAGGCGACCGCCCCUGUUCUCCGAGCUCUCGUCCGGUGCGUUUGCAGCGGUGGGGAUUUGAGGCGGAGAGAUGUGUAUUCGUUGUGGGAUUUGAUCAAGGAGGUCGGGGAAAAGGGGAAUGGCGCGUUGGACGCCGCUGUUCUCAACCCUUUGAUAGCUUCUCUUUCGAGGUUGGGUAAAGGGAAGGCUGCGCUCGAGGUGCUUGACAGGUUUGAUGAAUUCGGAUGCGUCCCCGACGAGAUGUCUUAUUAUUUUGCUGUAGAAGCGCUCUGUAGGCGCUCGAUGAAUGACCUAGCUUGGUCCGUGUGCGAAAGGAUGAUUAAUGCAGGACGCUUGCCCGACGGCAAUAAAGUCGGGAAGAUCAUAUCUUGGCUUUGCAGGGGGAAGAAAGCCGAAGGUGCCUACUCAGUUUAUUUAGCCGCAAAGGACGGCAACUCCCCCCCUCAAUCCAGUAUAAACUUUUUGAUUACUUCGUUGUGUCGAGAGGAUCAGACUGUGAAAUUAGGCUUGGAGUUGCUGGGUGACUUAAAAGGGGAGGCGCGAAAAUAUGCUAUCAAGCCAUUUUCUGCUGUCGUUCACGGUCUUUGUAGGAGUGGAGAUCUCAAUGGGGCAAAAUUGCUCAAUAAGAUGAUUGCUGAAGGACCAGCUCCAGGAAAUGCGGUUUUUAACUAUGUGAUUAGUAGUUAUUCCAAGGCCAAGGAGAUGGGAUUAGCUAGGGAGUUGGUAAAAUUGAUGGAGGCUCGGGGAUUGAAACCGGAUGUGUAUACUUAUACUGUCAUCAUUAGUGGUUAUGCAAACAGUGGUGAGAUGGAUCAGGCCAGGGAAGUCCUGUUGGAAGCCCAAAAGAAGCACUCUAAGCUGACACCAGUGACUUACCAUACACUCAUCCGUGGCUAUUGCAAACUUGAAGAAUUCGACAAGGCCCUCGAAUUACUUAGUGAGAUGAAGAAUCAUGGAGUGCAGCCUAAUGUUGAUGAAUAUAAUAAAAUGAUUCAGUCGCUUUGCUUGAAGGCGUUGGAUUGGGAGAAGGCAGAGAAAUUGUUGGGAGAAAUGAAAGAGAGAGGACUAUAUCUUAAUGGAAUCACGCGGGGGCUCAUAAAAGCCGUCAAAGGAUUGGAAAGCGAAGCGAUGGACACCGCAGAACUAACAGCUGUUCCUUAAACUACUGGUACUAGCUGGCCGGUCAAGCCCGACAUGCCUUGGACAUCCUUCCGAGGUUAUCAACAACAAAUGGGAUGUUUGGCUGAACCCUUUGUUCAACAGUCUUUUUUUUCUGAGUCUAUCAACAACCGAUGGGACUUUUGGCUGAAACCAUCGUGCAACAUAGUAUCGGCGCUUUUCUUUCUUUGGCUUAGAUACAUGAUGUUACAGGUCAGGAGAUGGUGACAAGUUUAACUCAGAUCAAUUCUACUUAAGAGAGACAUGUAUCGAGCUUUUGUGUCUCCGCUUCACCCAGAAGAAUGAGAAGUUUUGAGAGAGCAUGUAUUGCGUCUGCUUUUAGUCACAAUUUUUCCUUUCUACAACGUCAUCCGGCAAAACAACCAAUAACAAUUCAAAGGACAAUUUGAGGUGUAGUGAUUUGUACACGUUACUUUCUGUUUACUUAAAAAGUAAAACUAGUUUACUGAUUUUGUGCCAGUUGCUAAAAAGAAACGAAUUUUGUUUUACUGCA
Messenger RNA from Eucalyptus grandis, 2291 nucleotides. RefSeq names its product pentatricopeptide repeat-containing protein At3g02650, mitochondrial. Gene Ontology annotation, molecular function: protein binding. NCBI's taxonomy places the organism in Eukaryota, Viridiplantae, Streptophyta, Magnoliopsida, Myrtales, Myrtaceae. The record is from RefSeq and is a predicted model, not a curated record.